CUUUUACUAGGUUGUCUGUGCUUUGUAGCUCUGGACGCCGAGCAGCUCACGGCAAGAACAGUACGUCGUGUCGCGCAUGCCCUUUCACCCUUUCACCUCCUCACCCCAUCCCAUCUUCAUCCCAUGAUCCCGCUGCAGCGCGCAGUGGCAGCUGCGAUGGGCUCUGGCUACUAAGGAAAGCGUCCAUUGGCGACGCUUUGACCCGACCCAACCACCAAGAUGAGGGGCCGUGACUCCGAGGAAGACCGCGGCCUGCUGCACGAGGACGAGACAGAGGUGAAGCCGCCUCCACGAUACGCAAGCCGGAGCGACUCGGCCGCCGUCGCCCUCACAGCCUGCAUCGCGAGCUCCUCGAGAUGGACCAUCAUCGGAGUCCUGGUGCUGACAUCGGUGCUCGCGUUACCUUUACUCGCCUUUCUUGGUCGUGGCGCAUCACCGGCGGUGGCCUCGCACGCCCCAGACGGUGACCAGCUCGCCAUCCGCCUUCACCCAGACAAGCACGUGGCGCGAUCACCAACAACACUGACGUUCAAUUGGAACAUCACGCGAGACCUGCGCGCGCCCGACGGGGUGGAGAAGUUGGUCUAUCUUGUGAACGGCGCUUUCCCCGGCCCAACCAUCGAAGCCCGACCAGGCGACAGACUCGUCGUCAAUGUGUUCAACGGCCUUGAGUCUGAGGGCCUGUCGAUCCACUGGCAUGGCCUCCGCAUGAAGGGUUUCAACCGCAUGGACGGGGCGAUUGGCCUGACGCAAUGCCCCAUCCCGCCCGGAAGCGACUUUGUCUAUGACUUUACCAUUGGGGACGACGAGCAUGGCACUUUUUGGUGGCAUAGCCACAACCAAGUUCAACGCGGUGACGGCCUCUAUGGAGGACUCGUCGUGCACGAUCCCGCGGCGGCCGCUUCGCAGCACGGGGACGACGUCCUAGUCUUGAUCGGCGACUGGUAUCAUCGCGCUCAAGCAGAAGUGCUGGCCUGGUUCGCCGACUUCUCAAGUCUCGGCAACGAACCCGUGCCGGACUCGCUCCUCGUCAACGGCAAUGGGCGGUACGACUGCUCCAUGGCCGUUCCCGCUCGGCCACUCAACUGCACCCAGAGGCGGCAGACCGAUGUCGCCCCGCUACUUGCGCGGCGGUCCGACGGCCCAGCGCGGCUACGCCUGAUCAACACGGGCUCACUCGCGGGCUUCUCUAUCAAGAUGGACAGCGCGACACUGGAGCCCGUUGCCGUGGAUGGCGCUGGCACCGUCAAUCAAGAUGCGGGCCAAUCAGUUGGCAUCCUCUACCCCGGCGAGAGAGCCGAUGUCCUGCUCAGGUGGACCGACGACGAUAGCGGACUACCCCGCUUGAACAUUUACCUUGACGAGGAGAAUUUUGGUGGCUUUCCUAACGAGGCGCUGAAUCCGAAUCAGACGUUCCAUGCUUUGCCUGCAGACAAUGUAACUAUGCAAGAAGAGGUCACCACGCUGCAACUUGGCAACGAUCAUCGCGACCUGGCAACCCUAACCGCGGCGUCAACUCGCACCUCAGCCCUGCCGGCCAAGGCUCAGGAGACCAUUCUCUUGUACGUGAAGACGCAGAAGCUAUCGCACUUCGAGAACAAGCCCCUGGGCUUCGUGAACCACACGACGUGGCAGGCACAGACGCCGGCCCUCCUGUCACUGAAUCGCACUUCCUGGGACGAGCACCAGCUUCUCCCGUUUGUGGCGACGGACACGCAAAAGCCGACCACGGUUGACCUGGUCAUUAACAACCUCGAUGAUGGUGCUCAUCCGAUCCACCUUCAUGGAAAUUCGUUUUACGUCCUAUCUUCGUUCCGGGCCGAUGGACGCGCCGGAUGGGGCAGCUACAACCCGUACGAGUUGGGGGACCCGCCCGCCGGACUGAACCUGAAGAACCCCGUGAUCAAAGACACAAUUAGUGUGCCACGGAGAGGGCAUGUUGUAGUGCGCUUGAUGGCGGACAACCCUGGGCUAUGGAUGUUACAUUGUCACAUGCUGGUUCACAUGGGCACGGGCAUGGUGGCCGGGUUGCAUGUUGGGGAACAGGAUGACCUUGAUCAUGUCCGGGGCUUGGACCCCUCCGCAUCAACGAUGUGUAUGAAGAUAUAG
Messenger RNA from Purpureocillium takamizusanense, 2109 nucleotides. RefSeq lists its product as uncharacterized. The coding region runs from base 220 to 2109 and encodes 629 amino acids. Gene Ontology annotation, molecular function: copper ion binding; oxidoreductase activity. The transcript is spliced from 3 exons. Lineage: Eukaryota; Fungi; Ascomycota; Sordariomycetes; Hypocreales; Ophiocordycipitaceae. The record is from RefSeq and is a predicted model, not a curated record.